AUGUCCACAGAGUCCUGGGCGCAUGCCGUGGAUCAGCAGGAAUCAGAAGCCGCUGAAUCGAUUAAAGGUCUCCAAAUCAAAGAAAAGCCAGAGGAAAAUGGAGCAGCUUCCAAACCAGAAGGAGAAGCAAAUACGAAUAACAAGACAGAAGAGGACGACAAAGACGACAAAGCGGCGCAGUCAUACCUGAACAAGUUGAUCCGCAGCAGUUUGGUCAACAACACGAAUCAAGUGGAAGUUCUUCAAAAAGAUCCAAACUCUCCGCUGUAUUCUGUCAAGUCCUUUGAGGAGCUCCGACUAAAACCACAGCUGUUGAAGGGAGUGUACGGGAUGGGCUUCAACAGACCUUCUAAAAUCCAGGAGACCGCGUUACCCAUGAUGCUCGCUGAACCUCCACAGAACCUCAUCGCUCAGUCACAGUCGGGAACGGGGAAAACAGCUGCGUUUGUGUUGGCCAUGCUCAGCCACGUCGACCCCAACAAGAAAUGGCCUCAGUGCUUGUGUGUGUCGCCCACGUAUGAGCUGGCUCUGCAGACGGGGAAGGUCAUCGAGCAGAUGGGGAAAGACUAUCCAGAGGUGCAACUGGUCUACGCCAUCAGAGGAAACAAGCUGCCGCGAGGAAUGAAGCUUCAGGAGCAGAUCGUGAUCGGGACUCCGGGGACGAUGCUCGACUGGUGCGCCAAGUUCAAGUUCCUCGACCCAAAGAAGAUCUGCGUGUUUGUGCUCGACGAGGCCGACGUGAUGAUCGCCACACAGGGACACCAGGACCAGAGCAUCCGGAUUCAGAGGAUGUUGCCGAAGGAUUGCCAGAUGCUGCUGUUCUCGGCCACGUUUGAGGAGACCGUGUGGAACUUUGCACAGAGAAUCGUCCCGGAGCCGAACAUCAUCAAACUGAAGCGCGAGGAGGAGACGCUGGACACCAUCAAACAGUACUACGUCCUGUGCAACUCCAAAGAAGAGAAGUUUGAGGCUCUGUGCAACAUCUACGGGGCCAUCACCAUCGCACAGGCCAUGAUCUUCUGCCACACAAGGAAGACGGCGGGCUGGCUGGCCGGGGAGCUAUCCAGAGAGGGACACCAGGUGGCGCUGCUGAGUGGAGAGAUGCAGGUGGAGCAGAGAGCAGCAGUGAUCGACAGAUUCAGAGACGGGAAAGAGAAAGUGCUCGUCACGACCAACGUGUGCGCCAGAGGUAUCGACGUGGAGCAGGUGUCCGUGGUGAUCAACUUUGACCUCCCGGUGGAUAAGGACGGUAACCCUGACAACGAGACGUAUCUUCACCGAAUCGGGCGCACAGGGCGAUUCGGCAAACGUGGUCUGGCCAUCAACAUGGUGGACAGCAAGAUGAGCAUGAACAUCCUCAACCGCAUCCAGGAGCACUUCAAUAAGAAGAUCGAGAGGCUGAACACAGACGACUUGGACGAGAUCGAGAAGAUCGCCGGGUGA
Molecule: messenger RNA, 1443 nt
Organism: Knipowitschia caucasica
Lineage: Eukaryota; Metazoa; Chordata; Actinopteri; Gobiiformes; Gobiidae
Source: the annotation of a GenBank genome assembly